AUGUCGCUCUCGAUACCUGGGCCCUCCCAGGCCGGUCUCUUCAAGGCCGGCUACCAGAGCCACGACGCCGAAGAUGGAGCCGUCAUCCGUAACAUCGAAGCCUGCCAGGCUAUCUCGCAGACCGUGCAGACCUCCCUGGGCCCCUACGGCCGCAACAAGAUCGUCAUCAACCACCUGCAGAAGAUGAUCCUGACCUCCGACGCUGCUACCAUUCUCCGCGAGCUCGAUGUCGUGCACCCGGCUGCCAAGCUGCUUGUUAUGGCGAGUCAGCAGCAAGAUGCUGAGAUGGGCGAUGGUACCAAUAUGGUUAUCGUCUUUGCGGGCGAGCUGCUCAAGAAGGCGGAGGAGCUCAUUCGCAUGGGAUUGAAGACCAGUGAUAUUACUUCUGGUUAUGAGAAGGCACAGAACUUUGCUUUGAAGGUCCUUGAAGAUCUUGAGGUCGACCGACUUAAGGAUAUGCGCUCAGUUCCGGAACUCAGUAAAGCGCUGCGGACGGUUGUGGCUAGCAAGCAGUCUGGUACGGAGGAUACUCUAGCUGCGUUGGUUGCGGAGGCUGUUCUGGCUGUCCUGCCCAAGAACCCCCUCAACUUCAACGUGGAUAAUGUCCGUGUCGUCAAGAUCAUGGGUGGCAGCUUGGAACAGUCUCGUGUGGUUAAGGGUAUGGUGUUCGGUCGGGAGCCCGAUGGAAUUAUCAAGCAGGCUCGCAAGGCCAAGGUCGGCGUUUUCAGCUGCCCCAUUGACACCUCCCAGACCGAGACCAAGGGAACUGUUCUGCUGAAGAACGCUCAGGAGAUGGUUGACUACACCAAGGGCGAGGAGGGGCGCUUGGAAGCUGCCAUUAAGGAGCUGUACGACUCGGGUCUUCGCGUGGUUGUUGCUGGUUCUACCGUUGGCGACCUUGCUAUGCACUAUCUCAACCGCUUCAACAUCCUCGUCAUUAAGAUUCUGUCCAAGUUCGAGCUCCGCCGCUUGUGCCGUGUCGUCGGUGCCACCCCUUUGGCCCGCCUGGGUGCCCCCAUGCCCGAUGAGAUGGGCCAGGUCGACGUUGUCGAGACUACCGAGAUUGGUGGUGAUCGUGUCACUGUUUUCCGUCAAGAAGACGCCAACGCUGUCACUCGCACUGCCACCAUUGUUCUGCGUGGUGCCACCCAGAACCACCUUGAGGACGUCGAGCGUGCCAUUGAUGACGGCGUGAACGUCGUCAAGGCCAUCACAAAGGACCCCCGCCUUGUUCCCGGUGCCGGAGCCACCGAGAUUCAGCUCGUGGAGCGUAUCUCCGCAUUCGCCGACAAGACCCCCGGUCUGCCCCAGUAUGCUAUUCGCAAGUACGCCGAGGCUUUCGAGGUCAUUCCCCGCAUCCUCGCCGAGUCAGCCGGCCUUGACGCCACUGAGGUUCUCUCCCGCCUGUACACCGCUCACCACCGCAACGCCACUGAGGAGUCCUCCGACGAGGAAGAGGAGGGCAGCUCAUCUGAAGAGGAGGAGCCUUACUGGACUACUGGUGUUGACCUCGAGGCCAGCACCUCUGCCGGCACUCUGGACACUGUCGAGGAGGGUAUUCUUGAUCUCAUGGCUACCAAGAGCUGGGCUAUCCGUCUGGCCAGUGAAUCUGCCCGGACUGUCCUCAGCGUUGACCAGAUCAUCGUGGCUCGACAAGCAGGUGGCCCUAAGCCACCUGGGCCGAACGCCAACUGGGACGAGGAUUAA
Penicillium maclennaniae is the source of this 1707-nucleotide messenger RNA. Its product is annotated as chaperonin-containing T-complex subunit CCT8. The coding region runs from base 1 to 1707 and encodes 568 amino acids. The record is from RefSeq and is a predicted model, not a curated record. The transcript is spliced from 3 exons. Gene Ontology annotation, molecular function: ATP-dependent protein folding chaperone; ATP binding; ATP hydrolysis activity. Gene Ontology annotation, cellular component: chaperonin-containing T-complex. Gene Ontology annotation, biological process: protein folding. NCBI's taxonomy places the organism in Eukaryota, Fungi, Ascomycota, Eurotiomycetes, Eurotiales, Aspergillaceae.